AUGAAAACUGGAGAAACUGUUAUGAAUUAUUUUGGACGUGUCAUGGUCAUCUCAAAUGAUAUGUGUAAUGUAGGUGAAGAUAUCAGUGAUGUGAAAAUUGUAGAAAAAGUACUAAGAACCAUGCCUGAAAGCUUCAACUUUGUGGUCUGUACCAUAGAAGAAUCAAGGGAUCUUGAUACUAUGACAGUGGAUGAACUUCAAAGCACACUACUGAUUCAUGAGCAAAAAAUCAGAAGAAAGGUGAACGAUGAACAAGUCCUAAAAGUUGAAUGUGAUCGAAGUAUUGGACGUGGAAGAGGCCAAGGCAGUGGAAACUCCAACAGAGGAAGAGGGCAUGGCCGAGAAAGAGCACAAGGCGAGAACAAGCCACAAUUGAUAAGUCUCAGAUUGAAUGUUAUAAAUGCCAUCAGUUGGGACACUUUAAAUAUGAAUGUCCAAAUGAUGACCGAUAAGUAA
Messenger RNA from Lactuca sativa (garden lettuce), 456 nucleotides. The record is from RefSeq and is a predicted model, not a curated record. Lineage: Eukaryota; Viridiplantae; Streptophyta; Magnoliopsida; Asterales; Asteraceae.